UCCAAAAGAGGAAGAUGCCAGCUGUAGCGCUGGUGAUCUGAGCACACAUAUUGAGACUCCAUCUCCUGGCAACGCUGUCGCCGAACCGGAAGGCUCGGUUCGUGAUGGAGAGCUACAGGAAGGCUCACUACCAGAUCAUGACUUAUCGAAGGAGGUCCUCGAUGAGGCGGCAGAGGCGACGACGGCCAUUGAUGAUAAAGCCGAUGCCUCGGAUAUCCUACCGGCCAUACCCUUGGACAACUCGGCUGCUGCUACUGGGGAUGACGAUGUGGCUGACGACAAGUGGCAUGGUGAUGAUGAGGAGGCUGGCUGGAAGAGGGGACGAAACUGGUCCAAGUGGGACAAUGGUGAUCGUCGUGGUGGUGGUGGAUGGAAAGGCAAUUGGAAGGGUAAGUGGAAGAAGGAUGAGUGGAAGAAGGAUGAGAAUGGCAA
Messenger RNA from Perkinsus marinus ATCC 50983, 432 nucleotides. RefSeq lists its product as hypothetical. Lineage: Eukaryota; Perkinsozoa; Perkinsida; Perkinsidae. The annotation marks the transcript as partial. The record is from RefSeq and is a predicted model, not a curated record. The transcript has a single exon.